CACGCAGCAGCUGGCGGCCAAAAUCGUGACGGAGAGAAAAACAAUAGUGACGUGUUCAACGACGACCCCGGCGGAUUUUGCCGCUACCACCAGUCCGAGCUUCACACCAACGAGCAGUGUCGUCUCCAGCAGCAACUGCGGCGCGCGCGUUCGAGAGAGGGCGCCGAGGAACGCCGCUCGGGCGGCGGCAGCCGCGGUGGCGGCGGUAGCCAGCGAGGGGGUAGACCGCCGCCCGGGCCAGGCCGCGGUGGCGGCCGAUGGGUGAGGCUACAAGGGCAGCAGCACCACACCGGUCAUGGUGGCGAUGGCUGGAGCCAAGCCUCACCCCCCCCGAGACCUCUUCGUGGACGUGGGCCUGGUGGUCGUCUGGGGCGUCACCCGGGGGGUCGUGGGCCCGCGGGACGCCACAGCAGCGACGGGCGUACCGAGAGAGAACGGGCAGGGAGAGGCCCGGGGCACGCGCGUCUGGCCACGGACGAGAGCAGGCGUACGUAGCGUAUCACGCCCACGAUGAUGGUGGUUGCUACGAAGACUACGGCGACUACGAUGACGGACGCUAUUGCGACGACGGCUACUACGACGCCGGGUACGCACACUACGCUGGCGGUGGGGACAGCUACAGCUAUUCCUCCGGCGUCUGCUUCGUCUUUGCUGAGUGUGGGAUCUAGUGAGGGGCCGCCUGGUAGCGAGAGAUGGGUAGCUGACUCAGGAGCCAGCAACAGUUUCACCAACAGCAGCCUACACAUGUAUGACCUGCAAGAGAUCCCCGCCAGUAGGACGUGUGUCGUUGUAGGUGAUGGUCGACUGCUAGAAGUGCAAGCCAUCGGUCGUAUUUAUCUUAGUUUCUUUCAGGAGGAUGAGAAUGGUGGGAAAACGACGAUGUGUGUGAAGCUCACUGACGUGUCUGUUGUAGAGAGACUGAGUUUCAACUUGUUCUCAACGCAUACUGUUCUCUGAAGCUACCAAUCCUCUACGACGAACGUGGUGCAACCCUACAAAAUGGACUGCUCUUUGCUAGAGAGGAAAAAGCGUCUGCAGCGUAUGCCAUGCGGUUGCCGUACGACCCAUCUGCGACUAUUGUAG
Molecule: messenger RNA, 1083 nt
Organism: Ectocarpus sp. CCAP 1310/34
Lineage: Eukaryota; Phaeophyceae; Ectocarpales; Ectocarpaceae
Source: the annotation of a GenBank genome assembly